Suillus paluster is the source of this 714-nucleotide messenger RNA. Its product is annotated as thioredoxin-like protein. Gene Ontology annotation, cellular component: cytoplasm. The coding region runs from base 1 to 714 and encodes 237 amino acids. The record is from RefSeq and is a predicted model, not a curated record. NCBI's taxonomy places the organism in Eukaryota, Fungi, Basidiomycota, Agaricomycetes, Boletales, Suillaceae. The transcript has 6 exons.
AUGCCCGAACAGCUGACUCUAUACCUCUACAAGGCCUCGCCUUACAGCCAGAAGGCCGAAAUGGCUCUUCUCGAAGCCAAUGCGCCCUACAAGGGCUACCAAGUCGAUCUCUUUAACAAACCAGAGUGGUUCGCAGGCAAAGUGAACCCCAUCGGCAAGGUGCCUGUUGUGACAUAUGGGGGACCCGAUGUCGACCCCGAGGACCCUUCGCCCUUAUCCGCUAAAAUUGCAGAAUCUAAUGUCAUCCUCGAGUUCGUAGCGGACCUCUAUCCCGACUCUGGCCUCCUGCCAAAGGAUCCUGUUCUGCGCGCCAAUGUCCGUUUCUUCAUCGAUGCAACUACUAAACACGUUCAGGAGCCGUUUUUCGCCUUCCUCCGAGGACUCGAGUCGUAUGAAAAUGUCCUGAAGGGAAUUGAAUUUAUUCAAGGACUUCUCGAUGAGAGCCGCGAAUUCGCGGUUGGAGAUCAUUACACCAUUGCAGAUACAUGCAUCAUUCCGCAUAUCGCAAGGCUCAAGAUCGUCACCGAAAAUGACAUAGGGAAAUUCCCUGUUGGUAUGGGGUAUAAGCUAGGCGAGGAGUUAAAGGGACCUAAGUUUGCCAAAUUUAUGAAAUACGUUGAGCGAAUGCUGGAGCGUCCGAGCUUCAAACAAACUCAUGAUGAGGGAUUUGUGAUCACAGCAUUCAAGAGGGUGUUCGCUGGGCGCGUACAGUAA